Molecule: messenger RNA, 2575 nt
Organism: Pungitius pungitius (ninespine stickleback)
Lineage: Eukaryota; Metazoa; Chordata; Actinopteri; Perciformes; Gasterosteidae
Product: sterol 26-hydroxylase, mitochondrial
Exons: 9
Coding region: 1-1569 (522 amino acids)
Biological process (GO): cellular response to peptide hormone stimulus; cholesterol metabolic process; glucocorticoid biosynthetic process
Cellular component (GO): mitochondrial inner membrane
Molecular function (GO): heme binding; iron ion binding; monooxygenase activity
Source: RefSeq, a predicted model, not a curated record
AUGGCUUCCUCGGCGGCCGCAGCGAGGUCUCUCCGGCUCUGCGUGCGCGGCGCCCGGGCCCCCGCGGGGCCGCCGACCGCUCCGGAGCCGCCGCGCCGGGCCCACAGCGGCGCGGCGGGGGGGCUGAAGAGCAUCGACGAGCUGCCCGGUCCCAGUCUGCCCACCACGCUGUACUGGUUGUUCCUCAGAGGAUACGCGGACAAGAGCCACCUGCUGCAGGGGGUGCAGAGGAGCCUCUACGGGCCCAUGUGGCGCUCCCGCUUCGGCCCCCUCGACAUCGUCAACGUGGCGUCCCCCGAGCUCAUCGCCCAGGUGAUCCAGCAGGAGGGCUGCUACCCGACCAGGGUGGAGCUCCCCCACUGGAAGGAGUACCGGGAGCUGCGGGGUCAGGCCUACGGGCUGCACGUGGACACGGGACCGGAGUGGUACCGCAUCCGCAGCACCCUCAACCCCAAGAUGCUGAAGCUGCGGGAGGUGUCGGCCUACGCCCCCCUCAUCCAGCAGGUGGUCGGAGACCUGCUUGAGCGGGUGGAGUUCCUCCGCUGGGGCAGCCGGGACGGGGCCACCGUCUCCGACGUGGCCGCCGAGCUCCACAAGUUCGGCUUCGAAGGCAUCUCCUCCAUCCUGUUUGAGACGCGGCUGGGCUGCCUGCGGGAGGAGAUCCCCGCCGGCACGCAGCGCUUCAUCAGCGCCGUCAACACCAUGAUGACGCUGUCGGAGACCGUGCUCCUCCUCCCCCGCUGGUGCCGCCGCCUGCUCCCCUUCUGGGGGCGCUUCGUCCGGGCCUGGGACGACCUGUACGACGUGGCCCGGGUCCUCAUCGACCGGCGGAUCAGUGACGUCGAGGCUCAGGAGGGGCGGGGCCGGCCCGCGGAGGGCAUGUUCCUCACCUCCCUGCUGUCGUCUCGCAGGCUGAGCAGAGCCGAGGUCUACAUCACCGUCACCGAGAUGCUGCUGGGGGCGGUCGACACGACCUCCAACACCCUGUCGUGGGCCUUGUACCGCCUGGCGAGGCACCGGGGGGUCCAGGACCGGCUGCACGGGGAGGUGAGCUCCGUGUGCCCCCACCGGCGGGAGCCCAGCGCCGAGGACCUGAGCAGGAUGCCGUACCUGAAGGCCGUGAUCAAGGAGACGCUACGCCUCUACCCUGUGGUGCCCGGGAACGGACGCUUCGUGGCGGAGGCCGAGGUGGUUGUGGGGAACUACCGGUUCCCAAAGAAGACUCAGUUCCACCUGUGUCACUACGCCACCUGUCACGACGAGGAGCAGUUUGAAGGGGCGGACCUCUUCGCCCCGGAGCGCUGGCUCCGCCCUGAGGCGUCGGGCGCCGCCUGCAGGGCCGCGCCCCCCCCACGCCACCACCCCUACAGCUUCAUCCCCUUCGGGGUGGGGGUGCGGGCCUGUGUGGGGAAGAGGGUGGCGGAGAUGGAGAUGUUCUUGGCUCUGUCCAGGCUCAUCCAGCACUACGACGUGCGGCCGGAACCCGGGGACCCGCCGGUGGGGGCCAAGACCCGAACCCUGCUCAUCCCGGCGAAGCCCAUCAACCUGCGCUUCCUGCCCCGAGCCUGAAGGGGGGGGGGGGGUGGGGGGGGGGCGCCGCUCAGGACCAGUGGAAAUAGUCCGCUGAGGAGAGGAUGUAGAAGGAAAAAAUGUUCCCCGAACGUGUGGGACGUGUCUACCACCUGGAGUUCAUCUCCAAUGAAGCACCUGUUUUGUCCUAAACAUUAAGCGCGAUGUCACACGGAACAUUUAGUCCUCACGGACUUUAACUUUUCAUUUGUGUUUUUUAUAAACAACGUCACACAUCUGGGUUCACAUCAUUCAGGUCAGUGUUUUAUUCACUGUAGGACUUAACUUUUAACAUCAGUUACCAAUGUGUUUGGGUAUAAACGCCGCUACAGGAGCAUGCUGUGCCCCCCCCCCCCCCCUCCCCCCCGUGUCAGACAACCAGACGAGCGUGUCAGACGAGCUCCUAGAAAUAAGGAGUUGGCCAUUGGUGACACUUCCGGUUUGGGCCCCAGACCCAGGGCCCCAGGGAGGCCCUUAUUGCACAAAAUUGUAUUCACUUGCCUGCUUUUGAUUCAUAUGGUUUGUGUGAGGGCCCCGUCCCAGAGUCUGCCCCCCACCUCUGCCCACUGAGGCCUAGCCAGUGAGAAACGUUCCGCGGUGCAAAAAAUAAGUGUAAAAAUGCGUAAAAAAUGUUUAAUGUGUUAUUUUUUGUGUAAUUAAUUAAUCUUAAUUAACGCGCUAAAGUCCCGGCCCUAGUUUUAUUACAUUCCCGGAAGCUGAUGGGAAUUGUUUACAUUACAUUUGUAGACCCUUUCAAAUAAAUGUUGUAGGGCAGAGGAAUGCUUUGCCGUGGUCUGUAUGUUUAUGUCAUCUGUGGCUCCGUGGUCGUCUACUAAUUAUUCCUACGGGACGAUAACCACCCACAUUCAGGAGGGAAGGAGGACGAAAGGCAGCAAGAGAAGGAAAGGAGGGAGGAAGCUGAAGCAAUUAUAACAUAUUAGAGUUUACAUACUAGUGUCUUCAUGAGAGGAGAUAAAGGCUUUCAACUGGUUAGACCAUAAUCCAG